This is a messenger RNA of Lepisosteus oculatus (spotted gar), 4488 nucleotides long. NCBI's taxonomy places the organism in Eukaryota, Metazoa, Chordata, Actinopteri, Semionotiformes, Lepisosteidae. The record is from RefSeq and is a predicted model, not a curated record.
UCAUGCAGGGUGCCAGUCCUACAGUGUGACGUCCAACGGGGCUGCUGUCUGCUCCACCCCCCCGCCUGUGUGCUGCAGUGUCCAGCCUGUCGACUCGCCCUCCUGACAUGGGCGGCACGCCAAAAUGGAUCCUGUUCUCGCGCCGUGAGCACCUCUCUGCCCUGGAGCCUUCCCGAGCCCUCUCCUCUCCCUCCCUCCACCGCCGGGAUCUCUCCUACUGACCACCCCCCCGCGCUCUCUCCCCCUCGACUCCCAUCUCCCUCCCUCUUCCUCAUUAUGACACGUAUGUUCUCCAGCACUGUUUUUAUGCUGAUAGCUCUGCAGGCUGCACUGGCCAAGGUUCAUCCUUACAAACCAGUUAAUGGGUCCUGCCCUGAGGAUGAGUAUGUAAGCAAAGGCGUCUGCUGCAGCAAGUGUAAGCCAGGAUAUUUUGCGAGGAGCCGGUGCACCGCAGACACAGACACGCAGUGCCAGAGCUGCAGGCCCGGCACCUACAUCGACCUGCCCAACUACGCCUCCCAGUGCCGCGGCUGCCGGAGCUGCAGGACUGAGGUUCAGCUGGUGACCCGAUCACCUUGCACUUCCACUCAGGACACGGAGUGUGUGUGCGCGGAGGGAGCGGUGUGUGUGUCCAUCUCCGGGCGCUGUGAGGCCUGCGAGCUGUGGGCCCACUGUCCCCCAGGAACCUACACUGCGAUCCCUGGGAACAACUACACGCACCCCGUGUGCAAGGCCUGUCCGAAUGGGACAUUCAACGAAAAUGACUCUGUGACGGCGGUCUGCAGGAACCACACCGUCUGCUCAGAGUCUGGGAAAGUUCAGGCAUUUCCAGGAACAGCUCUGCGAGACGCUGUCUGUAAAAACCCUGAAGUUGCAGGCUUUUCCUGGCUCGUUGUCAUUGUACCCAUCCUAAUAUCCAUCCUUUUACUUGUUCUUAUUGGCAUGACAUCUUUGUGGAUUGGGAGGAAGACGGCCAGAGGCCACUGUAUGUUUUUUCGACGGAGACAGCCUGACAAUUCUAGCGUGACCUCCCAGAGCCUGCUGGUGCCAGCGGGGGGUGCGAACUACUCGUGCGCGUCCUCCUCCGCCGCCACCACCCCCACCUCCUCCUCCGAGAUGCACAGGCCCGUGGGGAGCCCCCCACUCAACUCGGGGCCCUGCCACCACUCGCUCAUCUCAGGUGGCAUGACGGUCAACGGCAACGUCUUCAUCUACAACGGCCCCGUGAUCAAUCCCUCUCCGGCCUCCUCUCCCGACCUGGACCUCCAGCUCCCCGGGGGCGCGCUCCCCGGACCCCCGGCCAGCUCCCCACUCUCCCCCUCCCUGUCCGUGGAGGAGAGCAGCUCGCCGGUGCAGGAGCAGGCGGCGGGGGGGCAGGCCGUGCAGGAAAGAGGGAAGGAGUAUCACCUGCCCGUGGAAGACACGCGCUCCCAUCAUUCCUAGCACCCGCUGGGAGACUGCCGCCCCCCCCCCCGAGGGGGAGGCGGGGUUAGGGUGGGGCCAGACGCGGACGAUCAGGGUUGCAGGUGAUCGCGCUUGGCGGGAGGGACGCCGACGGACAGAUGCGUGGAGCCCGAGGCGCUGCCCCCACCCCCCGCCUCACCUUGGGUGUGUAAGCUCGGCCCGUCCGCCGGGCAGGGUGGCGGAGUUGCACUUGCCUCUCGGACGGCCUCAGCUCCCAGGGAGCUCCCAGCUCCAAACCGAGGAGAGAUACACCGCGCGCGUACAGUGAGCCCGCCGGCGGACCCUGGACCUCUGCUGCUGCCUGCUGGGUCUGCCGAUUUCCUUUUCGGUGUUGUUGGAGAGCCGGCCGGCUCCCCCUUGGCCAUCAUUCGGGAGGGCUUGGACGCCAGAACCUCCGAGCAGCGCACCGUGGGAUAUGUGAGUGCUGUCGUCACGUGAUGCAUCUGAAACCAGGCCGGACGAUGAUCUUCACCCUGGCUGAUCUAUAAGCACCCUGCCAGAUGAUGACCGAGCUCCUUGACUUUCACGGGUUUUAACUGCAUUAACUACAUGCUGGUUUUGCGGGACAGAGGAUGCUAUGGGUGCCGACACAAGCUUCCCCACAGGAGAAAAGAACAGACUUCAGGACACUGGUGCCUCUGAUUUUCCUCCUUCUUCGGGGAAGUGCUUCACACGCCCCACUGGUCACGCAGGAGGGGACAUGGUUGAAUGUGUUCACCUGGACUUCCAGUCUGGAAGAAUGUUGCAAAGUUCUGUCUGUAAACUUUGGAUUGUGCCAUGCUUGGCAUCUCUUACUCCUGAGUGACUUCAGGAUUAGCCAAUCACCGCUUAGGUGGUUUUACAGUUAGCCAGUCAAUGCUUGGGUGGCUUUGGGAUGAACCAAUCACUGCUUGGGUGGCUUCAUUGUGAACCAAUCACUGCCUGGGUGGCUUCAGGAUGAGCCAAUCAUAUUGGGAAACAUAGUUUUAGCUCAUGGUCUCAUUGGAAAGCAAGUACAGGUGCAUAAAAAACGUGUACUGGGAUGUCAUUUUCUUAUUUAAUUGAAAGUUUGCGAGAGGCAGGUCUUUUUUUUUCUUUUCAUGCCCUCCAUUGGAAACCACCAUUUUCAGUUCCCUGGGUCAUAGCACACACCCGGAAACGUCACAGAUGAAAUAAUGGCCAGCCGUCUCCUGUCUGCUGGGCCCUGGGACAGCAGGUCUGCGAUUCUGAUUCCAGACAUGCCUUGAGAGGUUCAGUGGCCGGGGGGAACUCUUGACCGGAGCUUCGUUGCCCUGAACAUCAAACUGACAGAUGGCCUCUGGCUCGCAAAACGCUUCGAAGAAAUGCUUGAAUGAAGGGAACCUGUGUGGUAGUUUGGCUGUUCCUAGCUCAUUGAUCGCAGGAUUCCUACCUAGAAGUCUAGAAGGAAGCCUUGCCAUCGACUUCAACAGCUUGACUGGGGCAACUUGUUCCACCCUCCCACCACCCUUUGUGUAAAGCAGUGCGGGCACAACGGAUCAGGCUGGACCCACAGGCUGAGAUGUUAACCCCUUCGACAGAGUUGCCCACCCCCCCCUGCCCGCCCCCCCAGCCAUCACACCGGCCCGAGAUGGCCUACAGGCAUUCGCUCGGCAUUCGAGUCUCCACUGAGCCAGCGACUUGACUUCUGGUAACAGUAAAGGGCUCGGCUGCGGCGAGAGGCAGCGGGCGUGUGUGUGUGGGAGGGGGGGGGCUCCCCAAGACCAGGAGCAGGAUUGGGAGCCCCUGGAGUAGCGCACAAAUGGGGACUUGGAACCCACACCCCUGAGGGCUUCCACCUCUGUCUGCAGGGUGCCCCAGGAUCCUUUGAAAAGGGGCCACUCAGUCUGAAAGACACUCAAGUUGGGGGGAGGGGGGAAGAUAGACACUAAUGGGGCGCCAGCACCUGAGGGAGCAGAGCGUGGUGGGGGGGGGCUCACAGUUUCCGUUAUUUUUCUUGGCUGUGUGAUCAGGCUUCUGAGAAGGGGCUGCUGACCUAGCGAGAAUUCAGAAAUGCGCCGGUCUUGUGUUUCAGGAUGAGUGGGCGACAGUGCUCUGCUAGAUCUAGGUCUGUCUCGCAGUGGGAGCUCAUGGGGGGGUGGGGGGGUUGGACUAGUGAGCCAGUGGCGUUCACAUUGCAAACUCCACUCCCCCAGGGGCUCUCUCUAGCAUGAGAUCUAAUGGUUGGAAUAGCUGGUGUAAUCAUUGCUAACACUCCUGCACGGAGCCCUGAACCCGAUCUGCUGUUCUCAGUCAAUCCGAGAGCAAAAAGACAGUGGCGGUCAGCCAGGGAGGGCCGAGUUCAAUGCCUUAACGUUUGUAACUCAUCGGUCUGACGAUUCCCAGCCUUUCCUUAAAUGGAGCCAGGGUAUGCGCUUGAACAACACAGAUGGGCAGCCUGUUCCACCCCCCCGCCACCCUCUGUGUACAGUAGCGCCUCCUGUCCUGGCUGGCUGUGUCUCGAGAGAAGCCAGGGUAUCGGCUUGAACAACACGGCUGGGCAGCUUGUUCCACACCCCCGCCCCCCUUUGUGUACAGCUGCGCCGCCCCCCCCCCCCCCUUGGCUUUUCUGUGUCAACAGCACAGAUCUGUCGUCCCCACUUGCAUCCUUCUGGUUAACGGUCUGUGUUAUCGGACCGGUCUUACUAAUGUGCUCAGAAGCUGCAGCUCAGCUACGCUGUCUGCCCAAUUUACAGCAUUAAGAAACACAAUCUGACACUCACCCCUCCCUUCGGUCCUGCCUCGCUCGCUCGCUCUUAAUAUUCUUUGUCUUUUUUGUCCUCUUGUGGCCGUCUCUCUCAGCGUUCUGCCAUGCCUGGAACAGAUCUGCCCACCCACGCCCCCUCACUCCUAUUUUUAAAAGACCUGACUUAGAUCUGUGUGGGAUUGGCGUCUGAUUCUAAGCUACUGCACAGCGGACAACUAGUGGAGGAGGAGUGGGGGGAUCCUGUACUGUGUUUGAAGUUUAUCUCUCUGAGAACCAUUUUCCACUCCCGGAAAAUAAAAUAAAUAAUCUCAACCUCACGA